Molecule: messenger RNA, 3731 nt
Organism: Trichogramma pretiosum
Lineage: Eukaryota; Metazoa; Arthropoda; Insecta; Hymenoptera; Trichogrammatidae
Gene: Lnk
Product: SH2B adapter protein 2
Exons: 6
Coding region: 778-2781 (667 amino acids)
Biological process (GO): intracellular signal transduction
Cellular component (GO): plasma membrane
Molecular function (GO): transmembrane receptor protein tyrosine kinase adaptor activity
Source: RefSeq, a predicted model, not a curated record
GCCGCGGCCAGCAGCAACCCGCGCCCCGGCCGCAGCGAAUUUCGCAGUGAUCCUCUCUGCAAUAUAUAAGAACGCGCGCGACAAACCUUUAGCUCGCGUUCUCUGAUCCACCUUCGAUUUCGUGGCCGCACGCACACAUACAGACAAACUAUCACACACACAUACACGCACACAUACACAGGCGCACGAAGAGGAGUCGCGCGUAAUAAAAUCAUUCUAUAUUAUACUGCAUCAUAUAUCGCAUCCUCGAAACGGGUUGUGCGUCGUAUACUGCGCUCGGUGGUGUGCUGCACUGCACUGUGCUGUGCCGUGCACGCGAGCUGAAUCUUUCUGCGCGGAGUCGUGCGUGUGCUCGUGUGUGAUUAAAAUACUUAUCGAUAGUGCACCUUCUCAUAUAUGGUUUUGCAAACCACGACGACGACGACGACGACGACGACGAGAGACAGGCGGCACAGAGAGUCGGAGUGCCAGAGAUAUCGUAUAUAUUUUUAUUCAUACGUGUCUGAGUUGGCUUACGUAUGCCGUGUAUAUAUGUGACACAACGCGAUCGACACUCUCGACCCUACCAAAAGACCAGAGAGCUCCACGACCUCGAUGAGAGAGAGAGAUAGAAUACGACACGCGUAGACAGUAGACACACGACUGUGACGACUGCCGGGACGACUAUAUUUAUAUUAUAACACGCGCGUGCGACACGGCACUCGUCUCGAGAGAGCCGACAGUGAUUGAAUCCUUUAUACUGUAUUAUUGUAUACGUUUUUGGUGGCCCGUCAUCUUAUGCAGAGCUUGUCGCCGCCGGGGAUGGACCUGGUGUCGACGUCGUUGCAAGCGCAGCAGCAGCAGCAGCAACAGCAGCAGCAGCGGUCGUCCACGCCGACCUCGCCGAUAUCGACCAAUAGUCAGCCGUCGGCGAUGACGACGACCACCGCUGCCACCGCCGCCGCCGCCGCCUCCGUGGCUGUCGCCGCGACGACGUCCGGACAGCAGCAGCAGACCACCAACGCUACCGGCACCGCCACCACCAACGGCGUGCACCUGCCCGCGGACUCGGCCGAAUUUUGCGAUCGCUGCGCCAAGACAGCGGCGAUCGACUUCGCCCACGGCUUCUGCACCUACGUCAAUAGCCACCUGUCGGAGCAGGACAGGGCCAACCUGUCCUACAAGGACUUCCUGCGCAGAUUCGUCGACACGUUCUGCGAGCACUUCGAGUGCGAGUACGCUCAGCUCUUAGUCAAUAUGCCAACUACUAGUAAUUUUCCAAUGUCUCCCUUACCACUGACUCCAGUGAGUCCCUUGACACAAGAUGAGAAUACCACUCAGUCUGGAAGUGAUGAUAACCAUGUCACUUCGCCUAAAUCUAGAGCAUUCUUCCGUAGACUUUCAUUCAAAGGUCUUAGAAAGGGUAGAGGUCUAUUUCAAAAAUCACCCAGUCAAGAAAAAUUGGCUCUAGAACGUCACAUGGAAAAAAUGGCUAAAAAGUUAGCCAAAAUACAAGUGGAGUGUCGAAAAGAAGGAGUUGUCAGUGCCAUAAUUAUUGAAAAUCAUUCAGAACCUCAAAAAUUAGAAAAAUGUAAACUUAUAUUAGCUAAGGCUGAUGCCGGCUACUUUAUGGAAUUUUUCACAACAUCGAAAACUAAACCAGUCUAUGGUAUUCUUAUUUCAAGUAUUCUUGAAGUUAGAGAAACCACUCCACUAGAAAUGCCUGACAACGAGAACACUGCAGUGUUAAAAACUGCUGAUAAAGAAAUAAUUAUUGAAGCAAAAGACAAUCCAGAAAUCAGGCAUUGGAUAGCUACGAUUAAGUAUUGUAUAAGAGAAACUUAUGGGUAUUAUAGUGACUCUUUUUCACAUGGUACAAGUAUGAAUUUAGAAAAUGAAAGGGCAAGAGCAAAUUCAGCCAGCAAAAGUACUAGAUCUGCCGCUGAUCAGUUAGAUGAACAUGGUAACCCCCCAGAAUUGCCCCCCCGAAGAGCUAGAAGCAAUAGUAAUCUUGAACUGUGUACCUCGCAACAAGAAAUAGAUCGAAUGAAUUAUGACACUGAAAUGGAUUUAACCACCACCUUACGAGAAUUCCCUUGGUUCCACGGUUGUAUACCAAGAGCUGAAGCUGCAAACUUGGUUUUACACAAGGCAGAAGAUGGACAUGGUACAUUCUUAAUCCGACAGAGCGAAACGCGUAAAGGCGAAUAUGUUCUGACAUUCAAUUUCCAAGGAAAGGCAAAGCACUUGCGGAUACACUUGAAUGAGAUGGGACAGUGUCGUGUGCAACAUCUUUGUUUCCCGACAAUGUGUGAUUUGUUAGAGCAUUUCCGCCAACACCCGAUCCCUUUAGAGUCCGGGGGUACUGCUGAUGUUAAAUUAACGGAGUACGUCGUGGCCCCUCGGCACUUGCCACAUGCCCCUCCUGUUACGCCUUCGUCCUCCAUGCCGGCUAUUGCCUCUGCCGCUGCAGCAUCAUCGGCCACCACCUCGGGCGCGUUCGUAUUAUUAGCGAAUGCAACGUCGACGUUACUCCAGCAGCAGGAGCAAAAUCGCCAACAACAGCAACAACAGGAAAGGCGACCCGCUGCGGCUAUAGAGCUAAGAGAAGUACAAACGUAUGGUGGUUCAAUAAGGAUGCGGGCUGAGUCACUGGAACGACUGGAAAAUCAAUUUCAGCAGCAACAACAACAACAACAACUUCAACAACAGCAACAACAAAUACCACAACAACAGCAGCUGGCUCAAGAAGCUGAUGUUUCAACGAGUAGAGCAGUUCAAAAUGCUUACUGCUUCCUCUGACGCUGGAUGCGAAAAGCUGGGUAUCGCCCUGUUACGUCUGACUAACAGGCUCGUAACUUUUGUUCGAAAGAUUUGGAAAUGGGAUACUGAAGUGUUAGUUUGUUCUUUUAAUUUUUAUGAAAAAACUAGAAAAACUGAUUCAUGAGAUUUUGCGAAAACAUAUUUGGCGAGAACGAAAUUUUAUUUUAAUGUUGCGCUUUUAAUAUUGUGAUUUUUUAAUAUUUAUUAAGACUAUUUUAGAAUAGCAGUCUUCGGUUAUUAAUAAAUUGAGUUUUUAUUAAUAUAUAUUUAUAAAUAUAUAUACUGGAUAUAUGCAAUGGACUAGUAAAGCACAUAUACAAAUGACUGUGAUUUAAGACUCUAAAAUAUAAGAAUUUUCACGAGAAAUAGUCCAGUAGAGUGUAUACAUAAUGUACGGUAUGUGUACCUUGGGGGGUUUAGGUAUACUUUUUCAUGCAAUUUAGAGAUUUUAAGUGUAUUUUAAAUUAAUUGUUUAUCAUCAGACACUUCAGUAUAACAUUUUUCGAUAGCCUUGACUAAUUAAUUUGUAACAAUUACAAAAUUAUAAAUUAUUUUAAAUAGAUUAGUUUUGUGCGAUAUUUAAUUAACGAAAUUCAUGUGCAACGAGUAUAUCUAUGUAUUCAUGAGUCAUGAUACUUGAUACAAUAUCAUUUUUCGAAGUUUUUCAUACCGUGAAUGUUGCUUAUUGGCAUAAGAAACUUUUAAUCAAUUUUAUCGACAAUGUACGUUAAGAUUUACACGUACGUGUCUGUGUUACGCUCUUGUGCAUUGUGUGCGCUUAUUCAAAGACAGUUUAGUAGACUUGUAAUAAUUGACAUGUUCGAUAUACAUAAUCGUGAAUCUAUCUGUGUUACUUUAUUAUAAUUAUCAAUAUUCAGUUUAUGUACCAAACAAUAAAUGUUUAUUCCUUAAUAGUUAACAAAUAAUUA